Molecule: messenger RNA, 231 nt
Organism: Lipotes vexillifer (Yangtze River dolphin)
Lineage: Eukaryota; Metazoa; Chordata; Mammalia; Artiodactyla; Lipotidae
Gene: PET100
Product: PET100 cytochrome c oxidase chaperone
Exons: 4
Coding region: 1-231 (76 amino acids)
Biological process (GO): mitochondrial respiratory chain complex IV assembly
Cellular component (GO): mitochondrial inner membrane; mitochondrion
Source: RefSeq, a predicted model, not a curated record
AUGGGGGUGAAGCUGGAGGUGUUUCGGAUGACCAUCUACCUCACCUUCCCUGUGGCUAUGUUCUGGAUUGCCAAUCAGGCCGAGUGGUUUGAGGACUAUGUCAUACAGCGCAAGAGGGAGCUGUGGCCCCCUGAGAAGGAAGACAAGCGCCAAGAGCUAGAAGAAUUCAAAGAAAGGAUACGGAAGCAGCGGGAGGAAAAGCUCCUUCGUGCUGCCCAGCAGAGGUCCUGA